Hyalella azteca is the source of this 646-nucleotide messenger RNA. RefSeq names its product phospholipid scramblase 1. Gene Ontology annotation, biological process: plasma membrane phospholipid scrambling. NCBI's taxonomy places the organism in Eukaryota, Metazoa, Arthropoda, Malacostraca, Amphipoda, Hyalellidae. Gene Ontology annotation, molecular function: phospholipid scramblase activity. The record is from RefSeq and is a predicted model, not a curated record. Gene Ontology annotation, cellular component: plasma membrane. Bases 1 to 525 code for a protein of 174 amino acids. The transcript is spliced from 5 exons.
AUGGAUAGCCAAGUGCAGACCCAGCAGCCCUUGCCUGAUUNGUGUGGUAACCUCCUGCCCGUCGACAUCAAGAUCAUUGACCGCAACCAAACCGAAGUAAUGAAAAUUAAGAAACUCGUAAGCCCCCUCGCGUGCCAGGACUGCUGCUUCCCCUGCUGUCUCCAGACGAUGGACGUUGAGUGCCCCCCUGGCACGGUCGUGGGCAGGAUUGAACAGCAAUACAGCUUCUACACUCCGAAGUUUGACGUCAAGAACAAAGCUGGAAAGACGGUCCUUAAAAUCAAGGGGACAUAUUACCGGCCCGGGCCAUAUCAUUAUAGCGUCGUCAAGUUCGAUAUCCUGUCAGCGGACGGCAAGGAGAAGGUGGGCGAGAUAUCAAAUCGCCUGCAUGGCUAUUCCAUGUUCGUCCCCUAUGACCCCGAUUUACGCAUCAACUUCGAGCUUGAAUUGGACGACAAGAUCAAGGCCACGCUACUCGGUGCCCUCUUCCUCAUCGGUUUCGUGUACGUCGAGUUCAACAAAUAAGUCCGGCGCUCGGUGGGAGUCUCGCAAAGCAUCAGUGUUCAUCGCGGUCGCACGCUCGAUGAAUAGUGAAUUUGUGUUGUUGUAUAAGGAAUAAUGUUUUUAUUGUUCGCGCUUGUCCUGA